CACGCUGGUGUUCGUUGGAGUUCUUCCCUUUUCUUUCCUUGCCCUCGCUCUCACCUUCGCGUCUCGUUAAAUAUGUAACGCGUAGAUCGAUCGGUUCAGGUCAGACGUCGUCCCUUUUUCGUUCGUUCUCAGGCUACUGUAUCAAACAUUUUAUAAAUGGGUCCAGUGAAAAAAGAAGUGCCAACAGCAACAUGGAUGGAAUGGAAAAAGGAGAAGAAUAUACGUAAAGCGAAAAAGAGAGACAAAAUUUUAGCAAAGAUUGACCAGCAUCAACAAGAGCAAAGUGAGUCGGCGUCUUCUUCAGCAGCCACUGCUGAGAAAAGCGGUCCUGCGGAAGAACGUAAAGGGCGCAAUUGGACCGUCUCGAUUGCACUGCCUGGAAAUAUUUUGGACAAUGCGCAAACACCAGAGCUCAGAUCUUAUUUGGCUGGCCAGAUUGCUCGUGCUGUGGCGAUUUUUAACGUCGACGAGGUUGUGGUAUUCAAUGAACAAGGCAGCUUAGAAGACCUGAAAGGAGGAAAUGACGAGGAAAUGGUCGAGGAACUACCACGGGCUUGUCUUCAACUAAGCAGAAUUCUACAAUACCUUGAAUGCCCUCAAUAUUUAAGGAAAUACUUUUUCCCAAUGCACAAGGACUUGAGCCAUGCAGGGCUCUUGAACCCUUUGGAUGCGCCCAAUCACUACAGGAGAGAGGAUAAAGCCAAGUACAGAGAGGGUUACGUGACCGAAAAAGUGAAGAAAGGUGUGUACUCUAUGGUGGAUGUAGGACUUCAAAGACCCAUUCCAGUUGACACUUUGCUCUCUCCUGGUUUACGAGUGACGGUGGAGAUAUCUGGAGAUGAGAGUGGAGAAAUUAAGAAGAUGAGAGGAAUGAUUGUGCCACCUUCCACUCCAGUUAAGCAAGAUGGAAUCUACUGGGGCUACUCCGUUCGAUGUGCCAACUCUUUGGGAGCAGUGUUCACUCAGUGUCCUUACGAGGAAGGUUAUGACUUGUUGGUGGGAACAUCCGAGAGAGGUGAUGAGCUGCCGAAGAGUCUUCCCAGUUAUAAGCACAUUCUUAUUGCCUUCGGAGGACUGAGAGGCCUGGAGUUAGGCUUGGAGAGUGACAAAAGUUUAAAAGUUGAAGACCCAUCACUGCUUUUCGACUUUUAUUUAAACACUUGUCCAAGCCAAGGCUCUAGGACUAUCAGAACAGAGGAGGCGCUCCUUGUAACACUUGCGUCCCUUCAGCCUCUUCUCUCUAAGGCUAAUAAUUACUCAUGAAAACUUCUGUUCAUUUCAAA
Molecule: messenger RNA, 1283 nt
Organism: Cloeon dipterum
Lineage: Eukaryota; Metazoa; Arthropoda; Insecta; Ephemeroptera; Baetidae
Product: putative methyltransferase C9orf114 homolog
Exons: 3
Coding region: 157-1263 (368 amino acids)
Source: RefSeq, a predicted model, not a curated record